Molecule: messenger RNA, 1215 nt
Organism: Aureobasidium musti
Lineage: Eukaryota; Fungi; Ascomycota; Dothideomycetes; Dothideales; Saccotheciaceae
Source: the annotation of a GenBank genome assembly
AUGCGGCAAAAGGAACAGGCCGCUCUCAAAUCAUCGCUGCAAGAUCAACACGCUGCCUUUCCACCUCCUCUCGACCAGCUUCCGGACCAACCUCGACAACCUCAGCAGGAUCCCAACUCCAAUCUCGUCCGCUAUCUGCCCUUCGACGACGCUUUUCCUGACUCCUCCUAUCGUUCUUCGGCCUUUCGACCCAUCAACGCCCCGGCCCAUGACUAUCCUCCACCAAUCGCUCCUCGCUCUUUCCAACCUAUAAACCCCCAUCCCUCGUCGUUCUUUGCGCCCUCCUAUGCAAGUCUUCCUCCGCCGCCUCCGCCGCCUCCACCUUUCUGGACACCUCAGACGCAGCAAUCUCAACAUGGUUAUGCACAUCCCAUCGAUUUCUACUUCCAGUCCCAAGCCUCUUCCUUAGUCGCCGCCUCGCGUGCUUCUGCUCGCCCUUCUGUCCAUACACCUGGCCAUCAGUCAAAUACACGGCAGGGCCAUGUCAAAUUCUUACGUUCGGACCACAUUCAACAGCCACCACAGGACAAUCAGGAUCCUGAAGUCCGCACUCCCAGACCGUCCGACAAGCGCGCUCGUGUGUUUGGCAAACUACUCCGUCCGACCCCCUCCCUUCCAUACCUUAUGAACUCUCUCGUUACAGCUCCCAAGCUUGACCAGCCAAAAUCUCUGCUUGUCGUUCUAGAUCUAAAUGGUGUUCUAGCAUUUCGCAAGAAAAAGACUAGGGGUUACCACCCUAGACCCAACCUUGGCCAUUUUCUUGACUACUUGUUCGCCAAUCACCACGUCAUGAUCUGGUCAAGCGGUAUGCCCGACAAUGUUGAGCGUAUUAUGGGACACAUGCUCUCCUACGAACGACAACAAAAGCUUGUAGCCAUUUGGUCACGCGACAAGCUUCGCCUACCAGCCCAUCUGUUUUCCGAGAAAGUCCAGGUUUACAAGCAACUAAGCUGGAUCUGGGAAGACCCAACCCUGCAGAUGAAUGCACCGCUGGGAGGCUGGAGCCAGAGAGACACAGUGCUGGUUGACGAUUCAGUCGAUAAGGCAGCCGCUGAACCUCACAAUCUGAUAGAAGUGGAUGAGUUUACCAACAGUGCUGCCCAGCACGAGAACACAACUCUGUUAGAUGUCAUCGCAUAUUUGGAGCGUAUUCGCUGGUACGAUAACGUCAGUGCAGAGAUACGCGCUGCUCCAUUUGUUGCAUCUAAGGCUUGA